Triticum turgidum subsp. durum (durum wheat) is the source of this 1272-nucleotide messenger RNA. The record is from the annotation of a GenBank genome assembly. Lineage: Eukaryota; Viridiplantae; Streptophyta; Magnoliopsida; Poales; Poaceae.
AUGAGUCUCUCAGGUGCUGUGGGAUGGUGGGACGAGUGGCAGCUGCGCAUCCUUGUCCUCGCCAGCCUCUUCAUGCAGUACCUCCUCUACCUCUGUGUAUGGCUGCGUAGAUCUCCUUCCAUGUCUAGGAUGAGAGUGCUGGUGUGGAUCGUUUACAUAGGCAGCGAUGCCGUGGCGAUCUACGCCCUCGCAACCCUCUUCAACCGCCAGAAGCGGACAUUGGAUGGGGGGAGCACCGCCCUGGAGGUUCUAUGGGCGCCUGUCCUCCUCAUCCACCUGGGCGGCCAGCCAUUCAUAAGUGCCUACAGCCUCGAAGACAAUGAGCUAUGGAAACGGCAUACCAUAACCCUGGUGUCUCAGGUCACGGUUGCCUUGUACGUCUUCUGCAAGUGGUGGUCUGGCGAGAAGAGGUUGCUGGCAGCAGGGGUCUUGCUCAUUCUAUUUGGCAUCCUCAAAUUCGCCCAGAAGCCAUGGGCCCUCAGGACCGCCAGCUUUAACAGCAUGCCGGCUUCGCUUGAAGUGGAACAUAAAGGGCGUACAUAUUCGCUUGAAGAAUAUGUACAAGAUGCAAAGAAAUGUCUACUGGACACGGAGAAGUCCGGGGGAAGGUAUGGGCUUAGAUCACUAAGCAAUUAUAUGUUUGUUGAUCGGUCUGUUCCAUACUCUCUUCGGAUUAAAGUCCUGUCAGGAUUUAUGCACAGUAAAUAUGAGGAUGAAUACAAAGAGUUGCGGUCUAGGCUUGGAGAUACAUUCAGUAUGCUGUACACCAGAGUACAAUCCUUUGGCACUAUAUAUGGGUCCGGCUUCAUGUUUUUUCUUCCAUUCCUGGCCUUAUCUUCUAUAGUGCUUUUGGCCACGAGCCGCAAGGAUGGCCACGAGGAGAAGGACAUCACGGUGACAUACAUCCUAUUCUGUUUCACCGCCAUGCUGGAGUUCCUGCUUCCUUGCAUGGUUUUGUCCUACAUGAUUUUGGCCCAGUGCAUUUCAUCUUUCAGUGGGGGGUUCCUUAUGAAGCAUUUUGAAGGGUGGCACGACAUGGUAUCUCAGUGCAACAUCAUGUCCUUCUGUGUUCGCAAGAAGAAGCCCACAUUCUUGAUGAAGCUUGCUGCCUUCAACUUUCUAAGGGAGUUUGUUAACCAACAUUGGUAUAUUAAAAAAGAAGCUAGAGCCUACCAAAUCACGGGGGUGGUUCGCCAGCACGUGGAAGAUGGUUGGAAUAAUUACAUAUGUGGCGCCGAAAGUUACAGGAAAUUCAAUGAGCUUCGAGGCUAG